This is a messenger RNA of Symbiodinium sp. CCMP2456, 1533 nucleotides long. The record is from the annotation of a GenBank genome assembly. NCBI's taxonomy places the organism in Eukaryota, Dinophyceae, Suessiales, Symbiodiniaceae.
AUGGUGCAACAUCUCUCUGUUGCCAUCCAUGGCUUGUCCGGACGUUGCCUCCAGCUCCAGGUCAAGCCGGAGGACACCAUCGGUCGCAUCAAGCAGCAAGUUGGAGCUGCUUGGGAGGUACCGGCGAUGUGCCUGCAGUUAUCCCUGGAUUCGCACUUACUGGAAGAUCUGGAAACUCUGGGUGGCCAAAGCUGCGAAAGGGCGACCUUCGAUUUGGCAGCUGUGUACCUGCCAGAGCGGCUCUAUGAAGCCUUGGACCACGGAAAGCUGCUUGACAAAAGGGCGGCCCUAGUGGCAUUGCCCUCAAUAGCUGGUCCUGAUGAUCGUCGUGCACUUCGUGCCGCCUUGCAAGGGCUGGAGAUCCCCGUCCCAGAGUUGCAUGUUGCUGCCAUCGACGCCCUCGUGGCCUUGGGAAAGGGCAAAGACCACGUCAUCGAGGAGAUCGCUUCCCUGGUGGCUGAUGCGACUACAAUGCAGGUGAAGUGCCACGCCCUCGGCAGCUUGCCACAUGUGGCAGAGCGAGGCAACGAGCGUGCAAUCGAUGGAGUUCUGGCUGGCUUAUCUUCACCUGAGGAAGAUGUCCGGCACGAGGCAUUGAGCUGCGCAUUGCCAGCGCUCGUGGAGCCAGGUGAUUCGUCGGCUGUUUGGAAGCUGGUCGCUCUCUUGCGGCAUCGUGACCGGCGCAUCCGGGAAACUGCUGUGGAAGCGCUUUCCGUCGCGGUGGCAGCUUCUGAAGAAGGCCGCAGGACGGCUGUCCACGCCUGCGCUUCGCUGCUGGACUCCAGCGACUGGGUGGCGCGACAGUUCGCGUUGAAGGCCAUGGCAAAUGUUGCAGAAGUUGGGGACGAAAGUGCUGCUGCCGUUGCCAUCGCCUGUCUGCACGAUGCAGACCGUGACAUCAGGUGCCAGUCGAUCGAGGUCCUGCCGAAGAUUGCACCAAAGGGUGACAUCCAGGCGCUCCUGAGCAUGGUCAACUGCCUGGAGGACGUGGAUCCAGACGUCCGAGCCACAGCCUUGCGUUGCUUGCCCCGGCUUGCUGCGCCAGGCAGUGGAAGCAGAGUCGUCCUCGAUGUCAUGAUUGGGCGCCUUUCCAGCCCGGAAGGUCAUGUGAGGCACAGCGCCACAAGCCUCUUGCCCUGCCUUGCGCCACAAGGCGACACAUCAUCACUGGAUGCAUUGAUGCCGCGCCUACACGACGUCCACAUCGACAUCCGCGUUUCGGCGGCCCAUGCCAUUGCCGCGAUAAUGUCACAUGCAGACCGCCAGACUAUGAGAAAACUGGCUGACAGCCUGGAAGAUGAUCACAAAGCAGUCCGAUGCGCGGUGCUGCAGGCCUUGCUUGCCACGGAUGCCGAACUGGAUGAAAAAGCUGUGCAGACUCUGCGGGAGCGCCUGGAAGACGGGUGCUUCGAUGAUGCAUGGCGACAUGCCCGUGACAGCAUCUUGCGCAACGACGCGCAGCUGGUAUCGCUGGCGAGAGCAGAAAAUUGGCCCCGUGAUUCGGGUUCUGUCUGUACGAAGACGCAGGCUUGA